Messenger RNA from Mauremys reevesii (Reeves's turtle), 3065 nucleotides. It is a transcript of the gene TIGAR, whose product is annotated as TP53 induced glycolysis regulatory phosphatase. Gene Ontology annotation, cellular component: cytosol. The transcript has 6 exons. The coding region runs from base 1014 to 1859 and encodes 281 amino acids. Gene Ontology annotation, biological process: fructose 2,6-bisphosphate metabolic process; negative regulation of programmed cell death; negative regulation of glycolytic process. The record is from RefSeq and is a predicted model, not a curated record. Gene Ontology annotation, molecular function: fructose-2,6-bisphosphate 2-phosphatase activity. NCBI's taxonomy places the organism in Eukaryota, Metazoa, Chordata, Testudines, Geoemydidae.
UCUCCUUUUGUACUAUAAAGUGGUACUUUUAUUUAAUUUCUGUCCUCAAAUGAUUUCUCUAUAUUUAAUAAACACUGAUUGGAGCUUCUUCUUUUGUGGAUAAGCAAAAUUUUGGAAUCUUGAUUCUUGCUGUUUCUGUAGUGUCACAUCCAUUAUUCAAUGGAAUGCUCCCAAGAACAUGUUACUACUUUCAGUAACUUUGUGCUGAACGGUGGGCAGAAGAUCCUUCAUGCUGACCUAAAUGUGAGCGAGCUAGUAACAAUGUUAGGCAGGGGUAGUUGGCCUAUCAAAAAUUAAAACUUGUUAGUUAAUUAUUUUAGGGACUUUUUGAAUCACUUGAUAUUCUUAUCUUAAUAUUGUUUGGAGGCGAUUUCUAUUUCUGACCUUAACAGAAGGUCUUUGGUAGGGACAACUUCUUCUGUCUUUGGUAGGGACAACUAUUAAGGAAUUGAAAGUGUGGUAUUUCUUGUACUGUUGCUUGUUACACUUUGUGCAAAGCUCAAAUAUGGACACGUGCAAUACUGAGGUAUUUGGGUGGAUUCUUACCUUCCCACUGUUAGAGGUGGGAUGUGAAAAAUUACUUUACAGCUUCUGGUAGUUGUCAUAUAGUUAUUAGGAAGCUUUUUACAUCCUACUUACCAGUGAACUGAAGGGAAUGUUUUCAAAUAGGAAUUAAUUCAGGGAAGUCCUUUGGCCUUGUUAUACAGGAGGUGAGGCUUGAUGAUCACAGUGAUCCCUUCUGGCCUUAAUCUCUGACUUUGAAGAUAAUGACGUUUCAUCUGUUCAUGAGAUAUAACUAUUAAUCCCCAUAAAGUCUAAACAUGUUUGAGUGCUAGGGAAGUUUCCAGCUGUCUUGUGCUUCAAGGGUAGGAUUCUAAGUAAACUAUAUCUUCAGAGAAGCAUAUAGGUAAUUCCCUUCUCCAUGUUUUUUCCUUUCUAAAUACCUGGGAAAGUGCAUUAUUUAAGAAAUGUGAAGCUUACGCUGAGAGGCACUUAAAUCAGAAAAUGACAAAAUGAACAUUUUUCAAACCCCAAUAGAGAGCUUUUAUUCUCCAACUAUAAGUGGAGAAACAAGAUACAACAAAGACAAGAUACUUCAAGGACAAGGUGUGGAUGAGCCCCUUUCUGCAACUGGUUUCAGACAAGCAGAUGCUGCUGGUAUAUUUCUCAGUAAUGUAAAGUUUACUCAUGUCUUCUCAAGUGACCUCCUUCGAGCGAAGCAGACUGCAUCCGCAAUUAUAGGAAAGAAUAAGUUUUGCAAAGAUAUUGUAAUACAGUAUGAUGCAAGACUUCGAGAGAGGAAAUAUGGGAUUGCUGAAGGAAGGCCAUUGAGUGACCUAAAGGCAAUGGCAAAGGCUGCUGGAGAGCAAUGUCCUUUGUUUACACCAUCUGGAGGAGAAACACUAGAUGAGGUAAGGGCACGUGCAAAGAAUUUCUUUGAAUUUCUGUGCCAACUUUCUAUUGAAGAAGAGUGUCAGAAAGAACAAGCUGUUCUGGGUAUGGCAGGCAAUGGCUUGGAAACAUUAGAAGGAAAACCAGUUUUCCCUUUGAGAAACCACUGCUGUGGACUUGAACUUAAUUCUGAUACUGACAAAGAUACAAAAAUGUUAAAUCCCAAUAUAUUGGUGGUGAGUCAUGGGGCAUACAUGAGAAACUGGUUUGGUUAUUUUGUUUUGGAUCUAAAAUGCACUUUACCAUCAGUUUUAAAAAAGUCUCAGUUAUCUUCUGUGAGUCCUAAUACUGGAGUGAGUCACUUCAUUAUAAACCUUGGAAAUGGAGAUGUGAUUAAACCUGAAAUCAGUUGUAUUUGUCUUAAUCGAGACGAUCAUUUAGCAGAUGUGAAUACUGAAAAUGUGUAGCUCAAACAAUUAAAAUGUUAGCAAUAUUAAAUGUAUUAUAUAGCAUUUUUAGUCUUAAGUUAUUUAAGCAUGAGAAAUAAUUAUUUUAAAAAAUACCUUUUAAUUAGCAAAUAAGUCUUGACUAAGUUCAUGUUCUAUUUGGAAAAUUGAUCUUAAUAGUUAGUUGGGUUGACUUGAAUUCAGUUAUUUGGCACUAUACUGUAAGAUUCUGAAGAAGUGUAAUAAUCUGUUUUACAAUAAUAUACACAAUAUAGAUGACCUUAGUGCUUGAUAGUAAUUCAGUAUUGUAAAAAAAUAUACUAAAAUAUAUUCUUUAUGAACAGGAACUUAAAGAUAUUACUGUUCAGGUCUCCUGGAUACUUGUUGCUGUAGUGUGGUUUGGGUUUUUUGUUUUUUUGUUUUUAAUUUAAUAUCUUUUUACCAUUCUACCAAAAAUGUUAUGGAUAUCAGCUGUUUUUCAAAAAGUAUUACAUGGCAAAAAGUUUAGAAAUGCUGUAACUAAGGAAGUUAAUUUUUUCUCCAACCUACUGUGCUGUAACUUUAUAUAUUUAAGUUGUUUUUUUAUAAAUGUAAAUGUCUUCCUAUUUUAAUGUAAUAGUAUAACCUAGUAGAGGGAGCAUUGUCUAGUGGGGAGAGCAUGGAACAGUAGGUGUUUGGGGAAGACCUGGCUCUGUCACUGACUAGCUGUGAGACCCUGGGCAAGUCUCUUAAUCUCGCCAUGCCUCAGUUUUCCCAUCUGCAAAAAUGGGGACGAUGAAACUUACCUCACAGGUGUGUUGUGAGGAUUCAGGUUAUUUAACAUUUUUGAGAUCCGCUGCUGUAAAUCCUUGUACAAAUGCAGAGUGUUGAUUGUUUAAAACUGUUAGUAGGGUGUGGAGCGCUAACUUGCGCAUUGCCAAAAUGAUGACCUCUGUCCUGAAAAGGAAUUCUUGCACAUGGAACAUUGUGUCCAGCUAGAGUCCCAGUGAUUUAAAUGGGACUCUCAUGAGUGGUUACAUUUGCAGGGUCUAGGCUUCUGUAAGCACUCAAUGAGUGCUUAUGGUUACUGAUAAUACUGUAUUUUCUGCCACCUUUUGGGGUGUAUUUAGUAUUUGCAUGUAUGAGCGCACAUGUAAUGACCUCUAUAUAUGUUGUAGUAAAACUAUUCUUGCAAUUUGCAUAUCUUAAAAGAUUGUAAAUAAAAUCAUUAAAGCCCUAUGUGUAGAA